Lathyrus sativus (Indian pea) is the source of this 3318-nucleotide messenger RNA. The record is from the annotation of a GenBank genome assembly. NCBI's taxonomy places the organism in Eukaryota, Viridiplantae, Streptophyta, Magnoliopsida, Fabales, Fabaceae.
AUGUUUUCUAGAUUCUUCCACAAAUCAUCACCACAACAGUCCGCACAGGAAAGGAACGUGGUGCAAAGUAGUUUUUCAUUGGCGAAAUUCGAUCCGCGAGUUGUUCUUCACUAUGGAGUUCCAUCGAAUGCGUCUAUCCUUGCUUUUGAUCGCGUUCAACGUCUAUUGGCAGUAGGAACACUUGAUGGUAGGAUAAAAGUAUUUGGCGGUGACAAUAUUGAAGGGAUUAUGAUCUCUCCUAAGCAAACAUCCUUCAAGAAUUUAGAGUUCUUGGUAAAUCAAGGUUUUCUUGCUAGCGUUUCAAGUGAUAAUGAAAUACAGGUUUGGGACUUGAGAAACAGGCAAAUUGCAUCUGCUUUGCAGUGGGAAUCCAUAAUAACUUCUUUCUCUAUUAUAUACGGCACAAGUUACAUGUUAGUUGGAACUGAGCAUGGGUUGGUGUACGUGUUAAAGUUUGAUUUGGAAGGCAGACAAAUUGAUAUAUUACCUUAUUAUGUUCCCACAAAUGUUAUAUCCGAAGCUGUUGGAAUGUCACUUGAUCAUGUUUCAGUUGUCAGAGUUCUUCAUCAACCCUGUUCUAAUGGAAAGAGACUGUUGGUGGUGUAUGAGAAUGGUGUGAUGGUACUAUGGGAUGCUUUAGAAGAUCAAAUUAUUCUCAUCAGAGGCCAUAAGGAUAUCAAAUUGAAGAUAAAGCAAGUGCCUAGUUAUUCAGAUGAGCCUAAGGACAAACAUUCUGAAGAUAAAUUAGAGCUUGAAGAAGAUAAGGAAAUAAGCUCUGUUUCUUGGGCAUCUAAUGAUGGAUCAGUUGUCGCAGUUGGUUAUGUAGAUGGUGAUAUAAUGUUUUGGGAUUUGUCAACUGCUGACUCUCCAAUAGAUCAAGAAGAUAAAAAAACGUCAAUUAAUGUUAUCAAGCUUCAAUUAUCAUCGGCAGAUAGAAGGCUCCCUAUUAUUCUUCUUCACUGGUGCACCAAUAAAUCUUUGAGCAGCAGUGGGGGUGAACUUUUUGUCUAUGGUGGUGAUGAAAUUGGGUCUGAAGAAGUUCUGACAGUUUUGAGCAUUGACUGGUCUUGUGGAAUAGAAAGUCUCAAGUGCACUGGCCGCAUUGAUGUUGCACUUCGUGGUUCUUUUGCUGAUAUGGUUUUGUUGUCUAGUGAUUGCCAUGCAGAAGGAGAUUGUAAUAUGCUAUUUGUAUUGACAAAUCCUGGACAACUGGAUCUUUACGACAAUAAUUGUUUAUCUUCUUUGAUGUCUGAGCAAAAAAGGAAGACUUCUUCUCCCACAAUGCAAUAUACCGUCAUCAUUCCCACUCUUGAACCGCAGAUGACAACAGCAAGGCUUGAUGUUGUAUGCCAGGAUAUGAAGUUAUUUACGGCCCUGUCUGAGAUUCUUGUAGUAGCAAAGCAGCAUUCAUUACCAAAUCAGACAAGUAUGGAGAUGAAGUGGCCUCUGACUGGUGGCGUUCCAGGUCAGCUUUUCAAAGAAGACCAUCUUAUCAUUCAAAUAUACAUAGCAGGUUACCAAGAUGGAUCUGUUCGGAUAUGGGAUGCUUCAUAUCCUGCUCUGUCACUUGUUUACAACAUAAAACCCGAGGUGAAUGAUGUUAAAAUGGGCAGUGCAAGUUCACCAGUGUCAGCAUUGGAUUUCUGCCCGGAAACUCUCCAUCUGGCUGUUGGUGGUGAAAGUGGUGUUGUUCGUCUAUAUGGGCUAAUAAGGAGUUCAGAUGACACAACUUUGCAUUUUGUGACAGAAAAUGGAACUAAUGUUCAUAAUGUGAAUCAAGGGGAUGGACCUUAUUGCAAAGCAGUGUUUUCCCUUCAAAACUCGGCUGUAUGUGGGUUACAGUUUGCAAAUCAUGGAGGGAAGCUUGCAGUUGGAUAUGAAAAUGGGCAGGUGGCCAUGCUUGACACAAUUACAUCAUCAAUUAUGUUUCUUACAAGUGCUGAAUCUGACACAUCUUCAGCAGUAGUUUCUCUGAAAGUAAAAUCUUCAGACACUUCUAGCUUAAACAUUUCACAGGAAUCUGUAUCGGAUAUUUCUGACAACUCUGGAAAAGGGCUAAUCUUUGUUAUGACAAGGGAUGCACACUUUGUUGCCAUAGAUUCUGAAACAGGGAAUAUGGUUUGUAAUAGGUCAAUACACCCAAAAGUAAAGUCAAAUGCAAUUUCAAUGCACAUUAUAGAUGGUACUUCUGAACUAUCUGCUGAAAAAUUGCAAUCCGGGUCACCUCAGAAGAAUGGUUCUGAAACGCAAGCUAACAUGCAAUCCGAAAAUACACAAGACAAAGUUGAGACUACUACUACCAUAGAAAAUUCAUAUUUUGGGAAGAAAGAAAGCUUGCUCGUUUUAUUUUGCUAUGAGAAUGAAUUGAGCUUACAAUCUUUAAAUUGUGUGAUUGAGGGUAGCACUAAGUACACAUUGAAGGUGCAUCUUGUACAACAGUGCUGCUGGACUACCAUCUUCAAAGAUGACAAAGAAUAUGUUCUAGCUGUUCUGUACCAGACUGGGGACAUUGAACUAAGGUCCUUACCAACUCUGGAAGUGUUGGGAGAAAGCUCUUUAAUGUCAAUCCUAAGAUGGAACUUGAAGACCGACAUGGAGAAGACAAUAUGCUCUUCAUCAAAUGGACAAACAAUUCUGGUCAACGAAAAUGAAGCUGCUUUCUUAUCACUGUUGCCCUGCAAAAAUGAAUUCUGGAGUCCAGAGUCUUUUCCUUCUCUUCAUGAUGAAGUUCUUGCAGCCGCAGUAGAUGUUAUUGAGAGCAUAUCUCCAACCCAAAAUGAAAAACAGGGAGUACAUGCUAUCUUCCAUAAUAUAGCCAAGAAUUUCAAAGCAAAGAAAACCGAUCACGAUACAGAUCAAGCAGUUCAUAAUAAUUAUUUGGAAAAUUUGGAACGAUGUUUCUCCAGUCCUCCAUUUUUAAAGCCUUCUUCAGGUACCGAAGAUAGGUUGGAUGAUUUUGAGCUUGACAUAGAUGAAAUUCAUAUUGAUGAACCUAUGGCCUUUUUAUCUCAUCAGAAAAUCCAUGUUGACAAGAAAGAAAAAGCAAAAGAAACUGACAGACAAAAGUUACUUGAGGAAUCAACCACCGACUCAAAACCAAAAGCUAGAACAACAGAAGAAAUUAAGGCAAAAUACAGAAAGACUGGGGAUGCCGCUACAGCAGCUGCCCUUGCAAGGGACAAGCUUGUAGAGCGGCAAGAAAAACUCCAGUUGCUCAACGAACGUACUGAAGAGUUGCAGAAUGGGGCACAAGACUUUGCUUCCAUGGCAAGUGAACUUGCUAAACGAAUGGAAAAUCGUAAAUGGUGGCAGCUAUAA